AUGGUCAACACAUUUGGUGGGAGUGGCCCGGCACACGCCCAGGCCUCGCUCCCCUCGCUCCCCGCUCACUUGCAGUCUGAUACACACCUCACAGCCCAUCUGGCGAGUCGAUUCCACGUUGGAUUACCGACAGCGCGCCUAUCAUCUCAAGCACUGAUUGCCUUGAACACCUAUUCGUCCGCUACCAAGGGCCCAGACGGAGGAAAGGAAGGAAGUGCUGCGGGCGAAGCAGAGGAUCUCGCUCGGCGCGCCUUCACUCGCUUGGGUGCGCGUGCAGAGAACCAGGCGAUUGUAUUUUUAGGAGAAAGCGGAUCUGGUAAAACCACCCUUCGCUCACACUUACUUUCAUCCUUCUUGUCCUUCUCAUCGACCCCGCUCUCCUCCAAGCUCUCAUAUGCUGCCUUCGUUUUCGACACCCUCACAACCACCAAGUCCGUCACUACACCAACGGCAUCGAAGGCGGGUCUCUUUCUCGAGCUACAAUACGAUGGCUCCUCCUCUGUGAACCCCACCCUGAUCGGUGGUAAAAUCAUCGACUACCGUUUGGAGCGAAGCCGUAUCUCUUCAGUCCCCACCGGAGAGCGAAGCUUCCAUGUGCUAUACUAUCUUCUGGCAGGAACCAGCGGUGCCGAAAAGUCGCAUCUUGGCUUCGAGAACAGCAUUCACAUUCAGACCGGCAGCAAGCUAUCUGGAGGAACCGUCAGCCACAAAAGAUGGCGCUAUCUAGGUCAUCCAACCCAGCUAAAGAUUGGUAUCAAUGAUUCGGAAGGGUUCCAACAUUUCAAGACCGCAUUGCGGAAGUUGGAGUUCUCUCGUGGAGAGAUCGCCGAAAUUUGUCAGAUUUUGGCUAGUAUUCUUCACAUCGGACAGCUGGAGUUCGCUAUGGGUGCAUCUACGACCACCGGUGCAGAGGAGAGUGGUGGCUACUCACACGAGGGUGGUGAGACCGUCACUGGAGUGAAGAAUAAGGAUGUUCUCGAGAACGUCGCUGCUUUCUUGGGUCUAAGCGUCGAUGCUUUGGAAGUGAGCCUUGGUUAUCGCACCAAGACCAUCCACCGCGAGAGGGUUACGGUCAUGCUUGACCCCCAGGGCGCUCGGGAGAAUGCCGACGCAUUCGCACGCACUAUCUACUCCCUUUUGGUUACAUACGUUAUCGAAACAGUCAACCAGCGAAUUUGCGCCGCCGAAGACAGUGUCGCGAACACAAUCUCGAUUGUUGAUUUCCCCGGAUUCGCCCAAGCUCCCUCGACCGGAUCUACUCUAGAUCAACUUCUCAGCAAUGCCGCCACUGAAUCACUCUACAACUAUUGCCUGCAGUCCUUCUUCGACCACAAGGCUGAUAUUUUGGACCGCGAGGAAGUUACGGUGGCUGCCACCAGCUAUUUCGAUAACACUGACACCGUGCGAGGUCUGUUGAAGCACGGCAACGGUUUAUUGAGCAUUCUCGAUGACCAAACCAAGCGUGGAAGAUCUGAUGCCCAGUUCCUGGAGAGCGUGCGCAGACGAUUCGAGAACAAGAACCCUGCCAUCUCCGUCAGCGGAGCCAGUGGAUCAACCGGUUAUAUGUCCCAAGCCCGGAGUGCAUUCACUGUGAAGCACUUCGCCGGUGAGGUCGACUACUCCACCACAGGUCUCCUUGAGGAGAAUGGUGAGGUGAUCUCAGGAGACCUGAUGAACCUCAUGCGCUCCACACGCAGUGACUUUGUUCGUGAACUGUUCCACCAGGAAGCCCUGCAGACCGUCUCCCAUCCCCAAGAAAAGACUGCUAUCAUGCAGGCUCAGGUCAGCUCCAAGCCCCUCCGUAUGCCCAGCAUGGCCAGACGCAAGGCCGGGCCUCCGUCUCGCUUCGCUGCGCCCAGUGCCCACCCCGAGGAAGAGGAAGGCGAGGACAACGAGGCCCUAGCCGAGGGCUCCAAACGCGCUAGCGCUCGCAAGAGCUCAAUGCCAGCCGGUCCGGCACAAGGUGCCGCCGGCCAGUUCCUUUCUGGCCUGGAAAUCAUUAAUAAGUGCCUGAGCUCUUCGAACUUGAACCCCUACUUCGUCAUUUGUCUCAAACCCAACGACCGUCGUAUUGCAAACCAGUUUGAUAGCAAAUGUGUGCGUAUGCAGGUCCAGACUUUCGGCAUUGCUGAAAUCAGCUCGCGGCUUCGCAAUGCUGACUACAGCGUCUUCCUUCCUUUCGGUGAAUUCCUCGGACUCGCCGAUAUUGGGAACGUUGUUGUGGGAAGCGACAGAGAAAAGUCCGAGGUUGUUCUCGAUGAAAAACGAUGGCCCGGCAACGAGGCCCGUGUCGGAAGCACAGGCGUCUUCCUCAGUGAACAGCGAUGGGCUGAUAUCGCCAAAGUGGGCGACCGCAUUGUUCCUGUGUACGGCGCCUCUGGCGGCGACGGCGGCGACGGCUUCCAAACCCCUAGCGGAGAGCCGGACGCCAAGCACCGGCUUCUGAGUCCCAACGAUCAAUCUCCAGGCGCCUUUAUUUACGGAGACGAGGCGAAACAGGGCUACUUUGGUAGUCGUGAAAUGGAUGGACGUUCUGAUGCAGGCGGCUCGGCAUUCAACUCAGGCGAUAUGUUCAAAAACAUGGACACCAAAGAGCAGAUGCUGGAGAAGGGCAAUGAAAAGAAGAUGGAGGAGGUUGAUGAAGCUAAGGUCUCUGGUAGCCGUCGGCGCUGGAUGUUCCUCGUUUACCUCCUCACUUUCUUCAUCCCCGACUUUGUCAUUCGAUUCGUCGGCCGCAUGAAGCGCAAGGAUGUCCGAGUGGCUUGGCGUGAAAAGCUCGCCAUUAACAUGAUCAUUUGGUUUGCCUGUGGUGUCGCGGUUUUCAUGAUUGUUGGUUUCCCUGGAGUGGUGUGCCCGACGCAAGAUGUGUACAACACUGCUGAACUCAGCGGCAAGAACGGCAAGGGAAACGCAGACUCAUAUGUCGCCAUUCGUGGUGUGGUUUUCAAUCUUGGAGACUUCAUGCCUACCCAUUACCCCUCCAUUGUUCCGCAGAAGCAGUUGAAGAAUUACGCAGGAACUGACGCCACCAAUCUUUUCCCUGUCCAAGUCUCCGCUCUAUGCCAAGGUACCACUGGUUCCGUUGAUCCUAGCGUUCCUCUGGAUUAUCGGUCCAACCUCAACGACUCGGCAACUACAACCUCCUCCUCCACAUUCGAUGUCAACGCCAAGUACCAUGAUUUCCGCUCUUGGACCAAUGAUUCUCGAGCCGAUUGGUUCUACGAGCAAAUGGUCACGAUGCGUUCCAAUUACAAGAAGGGCUACAUCGGUUACACCAUGAAGGCCAUGAAAAAGCUUGCAACUGAUGACUCCAAGAAAGUCGUCAGUAUCAACGGCAAGAUUUACGAUAUGACCUACUACAUUGCCGGGCCCCGUGUUCCUCGCUGGCCAGCAGGAAAGAAUGGCACCAGCAACGUUAAAACCGACUACAUGGACUCAAAGGUUGUUGACAUUUUCCAAGGAAAGGCUGGGUACGAUGUCACCAAGUAUUGGGAUGACCUGAGCUUGAGCCCGGCAGAAAGAUCUCGGAUGCAGCUUUGUCUUGAUAACCUGUUCUUCAUCGGCAAGGUCGACACUCGAGACUCUGUUCGCUGUCAGUUUGCUCGUUACUUCAUUCUGGCUAUCUCUAUCAUGCUUGUUGCCAUCAUUGGUUUCAAAUUCCUGGCUGCUCUACAGUUCGGAAGGAAAAGUCUUCCUGAAAACCUGGACAAGUUCAUUAUUUGCCAGGUGCCAGUGUAUACCGAAGAUGAGGAAUCAUUGCGUCGUGCUAUGGAUUCCAUGGCUCGCAUGCGUUACGAUGACAAGCGCAAACUGUUGCUGGUUAUUUGUGAUGGUAUGAUUAUUGGACAAGGCAACGACCGCCCCACUCCUCGCAUCGUUCUCGACAUUCUGGGUGUCCCAGAAUCAGUGGACCCGGAGCCCCUGAGCUUUGAAAGUUUGGGUGAAGGAAUGAAGCAGCACAACAUGGCUAAGCUCUACUCUGGUCUGUACGAGGUCCAGGGUCACAUUGUGCCUUUCCUCGUCGUCGUCAAAGUCGGAAAGCCUUCCGAGGUUUCCCGUCCUGGUAACCGUGGUAAGCGUGAUUCGCAAAUGGUUCUCAUGCGCUUCCUCAACCGCGUGCACUAUAACCUGCCCAUGAGUCCUAUGGAGCUUGAAAUGCAUCACCACAUUCGAAACAUCAUUGGAGUGAAUCCACAAUUCUACGAAUACAUCUUACAGGUCGACGCCGAUACAAUGGUGGCACCUGAUGCGGCCACACGAUUCGUCUCUGCAUUCCUUUCGGAUACACGACUCAUCGGUGCCUGUGGAGAGACGUCAUUGUCCAAUGCUAAGACUUCGAUUGUUACUAUGAUCCAGGUUUACGAAUACUACAUCUCCCACAACUUGACAAAGGCUUUCGAGAGUUUGUUCGGAUCCGUGACAUGUUUGCCAGGUUGUUUCACCAUGUACCGCAUUCGCACAGCAGAGAAUGGAACGCCCCUCUUCGUCAGCAAGGCCGUUGUCGACGCCUAUUCUGAAAUUCGAGUUGACACCCUGCACAUGAAGAACUUGUUGCACCUCGGUGAGGAUCGUUAUUUGACGACCUUGCUCAUCAAGUUCCACCCCAAGUUCAAGACAAAGUACAUCUUCCGAUGCCAUGCGUUCACCGUUGCCCCUGAGAGCUUUGCAGUUUUCCUUUCUCAGCGUCGUCGGUGGAUUAACUCCACUGUCCACAAUCUGAUGGAGUUGAUUCCCUUGGAACAGCUGUGUGGUUUCUGCUGUUUCAGUAUGCGAUUCAUCGUCCUCAUUGAUCUUCUCAUGACUGUCAUUCAGCCCGUCACCGUUGCCUACAUCGCCUAUUUGAUCUACUGGUGUGUCAGUGAACCAGAUGUGCUCCCCAUCACAUCCUUCAUCCUUCUCGGUGUUAUCUACGGUCUCCAGGCCUUGAUUUUCAUCGUCAGACGCAAGUGGGAAAUGAUCGGUUGGAUGUUGAUUUACCUUUUGGCUAUUCCCGUCUUCUCCCUUGCUUUGCCUCUGUACUCCUUCUGGCACAUGGAUGACUUCUCAUGGGGUAACACUCGUGUCAUCACUGGAGAGAAGGGUCGCCAGGUCGUCAUUUCCGACGAAGGCAAAUACGAUCCCAACUCCAUCCCCAAGAAGAUCUGGGAAGACUACCAAGCCGAACUCUGGGAGUCUCAGACCUCUCGCGAUGAUCAUCGUGACGAUCGUUCUGAGUUCUCUGCGCACUCGUACAACACCAGAUUGCCACCCUUCCCUCAGUCUGAGUAUGGAUAUCACACUGGCUCGCGCCCAGUCUCGCAAAUGGAUCUUCCUCUCGGUGGCGGUGGCGGUGGUGCUCGUUAUUCCGUCGCUGCCUCUGAAAUGAUGAGCAACUUCGACAUGCAGGAUCUCAGCCAUCUGCCCCCCGAUGAUGAGAUUCUUCAUGAAAUCCGCAGCAUUCUCGCCACUGCAGACUUGAUGAAGGUCUCCAAGAAGACAGUCAAGCAAGAGCUCGAGAGGCGCUUUGAGUGCAACCUGGAUGCUAAGCGGCCUUAUAUCAAUUCUGCUACCGAGGCCGUUCUUUCAGGUUCCAUCUCAUUCUUUUACCUCGAGUCUGGCACUCGAGCUGCCAUUCAUUUUGUUCCUAUUCAAAAAUAUCCUGCUGCAUCCUUAGACAGCAAUUUCUUCUCGAUACCUUCAUACUUGCUGUUUAUUGCAAACAUGCAUUUCAAAGCCUCGUUCACACUGGCAGCCUCCGCGGCGCUCUUUGCAUCUGCAGCCGCAAAGGACUCUCGCACCUUCGCUGUCAACCACUUCUACGGCAAUGGUGCCUUGACCAUGGGUCGUAUGGACCCAAUCAUGGACCCAGGACGACCAGCGACACACUCCCACGCCAUUCAGGGAGGAAGCAACUUCAAUCUGACCAUGACAGACGACGCCCUCAUGGACUCCAACUGCACAACUUCAAUCGUUGACGCAGAUAAGAGCAACUACUGGACGCCGUCCCUCUACUUCCAAGCCGAGAACGGAAGCUUCCUCUCCGUUCCCAUGUUCUACAUGAACGUCUACUACUUCUUCGAAGCAACAGACGACGAAAUCAAGCCUUUCCCCGUCGGUCUACGUAUGUUCGUCGGUAACAGCUCCCUGCGCACCCCUCCCCCCGGUGGUGCGGCAAACGUUCUCGAUACAAACCUGGGCCCUAUCCAACCCGUCCAAUUUACUUGUCCGCGCUCCAACUACGAUAUCCCUUCCUACCCGGAAGAUUCGGACGGACUUCACGGUGUCGGUAUCCAAGACCCUAACGAUGCCGGCGCUGGCGCCGGGUUCCCCCACAUGAACUGUGAUGGCUAUGCCUCGCCUUUGCGAGCUGAUAUCCAUUUCCCUUCAUGCUAUAACCCUGAGGUUGGACUACAUGAUUAUGAAAACAACAUGGUCUUCCCUAGCAGUGAAGGCACUACCUAUGGCAAGGCGAACUGUCCACCUGGAUGGAUUCAUGUCCCUCAUAUCUUCUAUGAGGUGUACUGGAACACCCCACUAUUCGCCGAUAUGUGGACACAGGGAACUGGCUCACAACCCUUCAUUCUGAGCAAUGGCGAUCGGACGGGAUACUCGCUUCAUGGUGACUUUAUCUCUGGGUGGGAUGAAGACGUUUUGCAGAAGAUCAUCGAUAAUUGCAACACAGGAAGUUUGGGUAUGGAUAAGUGCGCUGAUGCCGGUUAUCUCAAUGAUGUCUCGACUUCAUGCAAGAUUCCCAAUCUUGUUCCCGAACAGAUUGAUGGCGUUCUUGAAAGGCUUCCUGGAAACAACCCUCCUACCGGUUGGGGGCAGGUUGCAGAAGACGAGGCUAUGAAACAGAAGGUCAAGAGACACCUUCGUGGGCACUCCCGGGGAAGACAUGUAUAG
Messenger RNA from Penicillium olsonii, 6882 nucleotides. Lineage: Eukaryota; Fungi; Ascomycota; Eurotiomycetes; Eurotiales; Aspergillaceae. The record is from the annotation of a GenBank genome assembly.